Messenger RNA from Cyprinus carpio (common carp), 2210 nucleotides. It is a transcript of the gene ik, whose product is annotated as IK cytokine. The transcript has 20 exons. Gene Ontology annotation, biological process: mRNA splicing, via spliceosome. The record is from RefSeq and is a predicted model, not a curated record. NCBI's taxonomy places the organism in Eukaryota, Metazoa, Chordata, Actinopteri, Cypriniformes, Cyprinidae. Gene Ontology annotation, cellular component: nucleus. The coding region runs from base 135 to 1781 and encodes 548 amino acids.
CUCAUCCAGUUCAACAGGCGGCGCUGUCGCGACUGCGGACAACUGAAAAUAAGCGGAAGUGUGACGUCAGCAGACGAACCAUCAACAUUAAACUGCGUCGAGUUGUGUUUUAGAGAGGCCCGACUAAUUUCAUCAUGCCUGAACGCGAAUCUGAUGUUUACUCCAAUCCUUUGGCUCCGGACGGACAUGAGGUGGAGGACCACCGCUCGGCGCUGCAAUCCAAGCUGACCAACGAUGACUUCCGGAAGCUUCUGAUGACCCCGAGAUCUACGCCGUCUUCCGCUCCACCCUCCAAGACACGCCACCAUGAGAUGCCACGGGAAUAUAAUGAGGAUGAGGAUCCUGCGGCUCGCAGGCGAAAGAAAAAAAGAUACUAUGCGAAGCUGCGGCAGCAGGAGAUGGAGCGCGAGCGCGAGCUGGCGGAGAAGUACCGUGACCGCGCUCGAGAAAGACGUGACGGUGUUAAUAAAGACUACGAGGAGACGGAGCUCAUCAGCACCACGGCCAACUAUCGAGCCGUGGGACCCACUGCGGAGGCGGACAAAUCAGCAGCAGAGAAAAGGCGUCAGCUGAUCCAGGAGUCGAAGUUCUUGGGUGGUGAUAUGGAGCACACUCACUUGGUGAAGGGUUUGGAUUUCGCUCUGCUACAGAAGGUCAGAGCUGAGAUCACUAAUAAAGAGCGGGAAGAGGAGGACAUGAUCGAGAAAGUGCAGAAGGAAGUCAAGAAAGAUGAAGAUCCAGAGCAGAAGAUUGAGUUCAAGACUCGCUUGGGACGGAACAUCUAUCGAAUCCUGUUCAAGGGUCGUCAGAUGGAGCGUAACGAGCUUUUCCUGCCGGGCCGCAUGGCGUAUGUGGUGGACCUGGAAGACGAGUACGCAGACACAGACAUCCCCACCACACUCAUCCGCAGCAAAGCCGACUGCCCCACCAUGGAGGCUCAGACGACGCUCACCACUAAUGACAUAGUGAUCAGCAAACUGACGCAGAUCCUGUCGUACCUGAGGCAGGGCACCCGCAACAAGAAACUCAAGAAGAAGGACAAAGUGCGUCUGGAUGAGAAGAAGGCACCAGAGGCUGACAUAAGCAUCUUUGACGACAUCGGUGACUACACACCCUCCACCUCCAAGAGCAUCAGAGACAAAGAGAAGGAGCGCUACCGUGAGCGAGAGAGGGAGAGGGAGAGAGAGCGAGAGAGGGAGCGGGAGAGAGAGAGAGAGAGAGAUCGUGACGAGGAGAAAAGACGACACAGUUACUUUGAGAAACCCCGAGCUGAUGAUGACGAGGCUGUGGACAUUGAUAAAGGUCCAAGCUCUGUGAAGGACCAGAUCAAGCUGAUCAAUGAGAAGUUUGCAGGAGCCGCUCACUUGCAGGGCCCUGAAGCUGGAAGCAGACGUGAAGAGAAGAAGCAUCUUGGGGAUUUCUUUGGGAUGUCAAACAGCUACGCCGAGUGCUACCCGGCCACAAUGGAUGAUCUGGCUGUGGACAGUGAUGAGGAGGUGGACUACAGCAAGAUGGACCAGGGUAAUAAGAAGGGUCCUUUGGGCCGCUGGGACUUCGACACGCAAGAGGAGUACAGCGACUACAUGAACAAGAAGGAGGCGCUUCCCAAGGCUGCCUUCCAGUACGGCAUCAAAAUGUCCGAGGGCCGAAAGACUCGCCGCUUUAAAGAAACCAACGAGAAGGCUGAGCUAGACCGACAGUGGAAGAAAAUCAGCGCUAUCAUUGAGAAGAGAAAGAAGAUGGAGGCAGAUGGGGUAAAUGUAAAACGGCCCAAAUAUUAAAGCUUCAUGGAUCCUCCAGGCGCAUGUAUAUGACGCACAUGGAUACACAGUAAAAGAGUUGAUGUUUUUCUAAUUCUUCGUGAAUACAGUGGUAGAGAAAAGAUGUUAAAAGAUGUUAUUAUUUCUCAUUUUUACUGUUAAUCGCAAGUUUUUUUUGGUAGAGUGUUUCAGAAUUAGAUGCAAUUGUGACACCAGAGCUUCUAGAAACUAAAUGAUCAUUUAUCGUGACUUGUUAGUGUUGCCAAUUUUAUUGCAAGCAUUGAUGGGGACAAAGCUCCCUGUGUAUCUAAGGCUUUGUUCUGGAAAUAAACAUCCUGUGACAAGACCAAAUGCACCCGCUCAACUCCUGUUUGAACGCAUUUAUUCAUUAAUAUACAAAUGCACUUUCAUGUAAUUCUGAGUAACAAUAAAGCAUAACACACCCUGGAA